AUGUCAAGACACGAAUCUUACUGUCAUGUUACUACAGUUCUUUUUCAGUGUGCUUUCAUGAUGAAGUUUUACAUUGUGGGGGCUUUGUGCCUCCUUUAUGUUAAUUGUUGGGCGAAAGAAGAAAAAAAUAAGGACGUUGGAACUGUUAUUGGCAUUGAUUUAGGAACUACGUACUCGUGUGUUGGCGUGUACAAAAAUGGACGAGUGGAAAUUAUUGCCAACGAUCAGGGCAAUAGAAUUACGCCUUCAUACGUGGCGUUUACUCCAGAUGGUGAACGAUUGAUCGGCGAUGCGGCGAAAAAUCAGCUUACCGCAAAUCCAGAAAAUACUAUUUUCGAUGCUAAACGUCUUAUUGGACGAGAGUGGUUGGAUACUACUGUUCAACACGACGUGAAAUUCUUUCCCUUUAAGGUGAAAGAGAAAAACAGUAAACCACAUAUUGAAGUUGCCACUGGUCAAGGAGACAAGUUAUUUGCUCCUGAAGAGAUCUCUGCGAUGGUUCUUGGAAAGAUGAAAGAAACUGCUGAAGCCUAUCUUGGAAAGAAGGUUACACAUGCAGUAGUAACUGUGCCUGCAUACUUCAAUGAUGCCCAACGUCAAGCUACAAAGGAUGCUGGAACUAUUGCUGGUCUUGUAGUAAUGAGAAUUAUUAAUGAGCCUACUGCAGCUGCUAUUGCCUAUGGUUUGGAUAAGAAAGAAGGAGAAAAAAAUGUUCUUGUCUUCGAUUUAGGAGGUGGUACUUUCGAUGUUUCCCUUCUCACUAUUGACAACGGAGUAUUUGAGGUUGUAUCUACAAAUGGAGACACUCACUUGGGUGGAGAAGAUUUUGAUCAAAGAGUGAUGGACCAUUUCAUAAAGUUGUAUAAGAAAAAGAAGGGCAAGGAUAUCAGAAAAGACAAUAGAGCAGUUCAGAAGCUGCGCCGUGAAGUCGAGAAAGCAAAGAGAGCACUAUCAAGUAAUCAUCAGGCUAGAAUUGAAAUUGAAAGCUUCUUUGAAGGUGAUGACUUUUCAGAAACACUCACUCGUGCAAAGUUUGAAGAGCUGAAUAUGGAUUUGUUCAGGUCUACUAUGAAACCAGUACAGAAAGUUUUGGAAGAUGCAGAUAUGAACAAAAAGGAUGUUGAUGAGAUAGUGCUGGUUGGUGGAAGCACACGUAUUCCUAAAGUUCAACAAUUGGUCAAAGAAUUCUUUGGUGGCAAAGAGCCGUCCCGGGGUAUUAAUCCCGAUGAAGCGGUUGCAUAUGGAGCUGCUGUGCAAGCUGGUGUUCUGUCUGGUGAACAAGAUACUGAUGCCAUUGUACUUCUGGAUGUGAACCCUCUUACACUUGGAAUUGAGACUGUGGGUGGUGUAAUGACCAAACUCAUCCCAAGGAAUACAGUAAUUCCUACAAAGAAGUCUCAAAUCUUCUCGACUGCCUCUGACAAUCAACACACUGUAACCAUUCAGGUUUAUGAAGGAGAGCGUCCCAUGACUAAAGACAACCAUUUGCUUGGAAAAUUUGAUCUUACGGGUAUUCCUCCUGCCCCUCGGGGUGUUCCGCAGAUUGAAGUGACAUUUGAAAUUGAUGCUAAUGGUAUCCUUCAGGUGUCUGCUGAAGACAAGGGUACUGGCAACAGAGAAAAAAUUGUUAUUACAAAUGACCAAAAUAGGCUCACUCCUGAUGAUAUUGAACGAAUGAUCAAGGAUGCUGAAAAGUUUGCUGAUGAUGACAAGAAAUUGAAAGAAAAAGUUGAAGCUCGAAAUGAGUUAGAGUCGUAUGCCUAUUCUUUGAAAAAUCAGCUCGGUGACAAGGAGAAGCUUGGAUCCAAGGUCUCAGACAGUGAUAAAACAAAGAUGGAAACUGCAAUUGAUGAAAAGAUAAAGUGGUUAGAGGAGAAUCCAGAUGCUGAUACUGAAGAAUACAAGAAACAGAAAAAGGACUUAGAAGAUGUUGUUCAGCCUAUAGUGACGAAGUUGUAUCAGAGUGCUGGUGGUGCACCACCUCCAGGGGCAGCAGAUGAAGAUGAACUUAAAGAUGAGCUAUAAUUUAUUUCCAGUGACAUUCAGUUACAUGUGAUUUGUGAUGUGAUAGUACUAUAAUUCACUAUUGGUCUCUGACCAGAUGAGUAUUAAUGUAACUGGCUCUUACCAUCUGCAACUUCCAUUGUGUGACAAGUGGAACGUACCAAUUCGACUGUCAAAAACCAGCAUUUCAUCUAAUUGAUGGUGUCUCAGUAGAUAAGCCUCCAAAUCUUGUUGCAAAUUGUUCAUUCAAUGCAACAGUGACUGAUCCCAUCUGUAGUUCAGUUAAUAUGGAGGUAUUUGAAAAUAUUGUUUUGUACUUUCUUUUCUUGUAAUGUUUAUUAUUUAUUUGUUGUAUAUUGUGAUUCUUGCUGCGAUGUCUGAUAUAAGAAAUACUAUACAGACAUUGAUAGUGAAAAUGGCAAUAAUCUGAAGCGAUUGUGACUGGAAUGAGAGUGUGUGUGUGUCCUUGUUGGAAUAAAUUUUUUCAUAUAAUUUUGCAUCUUAUUAAAUUCCUUAUUAUUAAUUAAAACUUAAAUUUUUGCUUGGUAUAUUUUCACACAACUUCCCCAAAAAUGUAAUUGUUGGCAAAGUUUGACAAUCUUUCUAACUGCAAUGAAUUGUCGUUGUGAAGAAUAGACGAAAUUUUCAAUUUAAAAAAAAAUGUGGAUCUCCACAAACAACUGCGGUAUUACUAAUUUCCAAAGCAAAUGGAUAUUGAAAGAAAACUACACUACCUCCAGCCAUGCGAGAGGUGUCUAUGUAUUGAAUAUCCAGGAACCCUCAAAAAAUUAAAAAAUGAUCCAAAACCAUUUCAAUUUUGUCUGAAAGUGCAAAUUUGGGAUGAUCUUACUUGCUUAUUCUCAUACUUGCUGCUUAUGAAACAGCUGUCUUCAUGUCAAGGCCCCAAGGAAGAGGCUACCCUCCAAUGUAUAUAGGUCAGUUCAUUAUAUAAAGCCCCCACACUGGUUUCAAAAAAUUCAUACUUCAUAUAAACAUUCACAUAUAUUUUGGUGGUUCAAAACCAUAUUUAAGAAAUUUGUAUGGUAAGUGGUUCACAAACUGUGGUUGUUUUUAGGGAUAAAAGUAACAAUGUUUUAUUUGAGUAAUAUUUGCAAUCAAAUCUAAUGAAUGCAAUCAAUUUUGAUUUUCAGAGUAAUAUUUCAAAGGAAUAGACAGCUUCAAUUUUUUCCGUGGUUUUAGUUACUUUAUGUAAAAUAUCAAGUCGGUCUCCUUCCGCUUAAAAAUUGGAAUUUUUUUCAACUAAGAUUUGUAGGGGAUCAGAUAAAACUUAUAAAUUUGUGCAAGUAAAAGUUUGCUGAAAGUAUUAAAAAAAUUAUAAAUAUGUGCAAAGUGCUUCAAUUGCACAUUAAGGCUCUUUACACUAUAGCAUUGCAUUGAUGUGAAUCGCCUAACACUGAUGAUGGCUGCAAUGACACAUUGAUACAUGCGUACGUGGUUCACGUAACGUGCGUCAUAGAUUAAGAUAAUGUGUAAGUAAGUGUAUCUUAUGCGUAACGACACAAUUGUUCUUGGCAAUGAGCGUUGUAGAUUGAACUAUUAGCAUAUAUUUAUCAUACUUUAUUAGCCAGGGAGAGGAAUUCCAUCUAUUCUCCUCCCUGCAGUGAAGCGUACUUCUAUCUAUCCUGUUGUAUCCCUGCUCCCUCUGCCUUGCUCCUAUUUGGAAAUGCGUGGUCUUCCUCCCACACUUCCUCACAAAAAAUUAUGUAUAACACUUAGUAGGUUGAUGACCCCAAACUACUCACUAUAACGCCCAAAAUUUUUGUCCAAACAUUGAAAUAUUCAAAAUAAAACUUCAAUUUUUCAAUGUUUAGACAAAAUUGUCAUGGAAAGUAAAUUCAAAAUAAUUUUUACAAAAUUUAUUAAAAUUAAUGUAUUAUCAUAUGUAGAAUAUGUUAGAAAUAAUAAGUAAAAUACAUACAGUGGAGAGAAACCAAUACCUUGGAAACGUGAUGCCAGAGUGAGUACGCCGCCGUAUUGCAGAGCGUAUCUGGCAUCUGAUCUCUGGCACAUUGGAAUACCAGUAUUGGGUGUGAGAGUAGCAAGAAUUUUCGUCAGGGGGACAAAAGGGAAUAAGAAUUAUCAGUAAUGAAGUACAAGUGGUAUAAAAAUUAUAAUUUGAAUUAGAUAGCAAUACAAUUAAAUUUCUCAAGGUUCCUAAACUACAAUUAAUAUGAAAUCAAUAAAAAAGAAAUGUAAUUUUCUUGAAAUAUCAGAAUAAUAUUUAUAGACUAUCAACAUUGAACUAACUUCCUAAAUUUCAAUUAACAAUUAAAUGUUUCUUUGCUCUUCAGUUUUGUACUGUCUCAAGGACAUAAUAAAUUACAUUUCUACCUUUCUUACCCAAAAUUGAAAAUAAUGGGGAUACUUGAGAACUGAAUAAAUGUUAAUGAAACAAAAGGAUACACAUUCAAAAAUUGGACAAGUUUAAUAAAUUGCCAUCUUAGUCAGCAUUUCUUUCCAUGUUCUUUUUUGUGAUGUUUUUCCACACUGCUUUUAAUUGUAGAAAUUAUGCACCCUUACUAAGUCUUUUAACUAAUUUGUUUCUUGUAAUUUACACUAUCAAUUGCAGAAUUAAUUGAGCAACCUCAGAAAUUCUAAUUGAAGUUUAAAAUAAUAAACGUGAACUAAGAAUUUAUGAAUGAUCUAUACAGUUUUGGUGCCUGGCCUCCUUUGCAAGUUCUACUUCCAUAGAUGCUAUGCCUCCCAAGUUGACAUAAGUCGAGAAUCUUUUCUUCUUGGCAUCCCAGAUCAACUGCUUUCUUAGUGACAUACCAACAAAUAUAAGAGCACCUUCCUUCAAAUGUGAUAUCUUGUCAGUUUUCAUUUAAAUAUUUGAAAACUUCACUAUUAGAACCUGUUUCACAAUUGACAGAAGAAAUCCACAACCUUAGUCCAUUUGGAUGAGGUAAUGAAAAUAAUGAUCAGACAUUCUUAUGUCUUAGAAGAAUAAAAGCGCAAAGUAAGUAAAAACUGUUUCACAAGGUCUCAGUAUCAUGUUUCCCUUUUUAUCACGUUUAGAAUUUUGAUACUGGUGUUUGAUAAAUUCAGAAAAUACUAAAAUUCUCUUCAAGAGCUGCUUCCAAGUCAGAAUUCGAAUGUCCUUUCUUUCUUAAUUGUUUGUAUAUGUAUAUGUGACUCAAUAUUGUUAUUAGUAGUAUUAAUAAAUAAAUUAUAAGGUACUAACAUAACACACUCACUAAAACUUAUUUGCAUGUACUGAGCGAAAUGUAAUGAUUGAUAUGGUUAAAACUGUACCUCUACAGUCAAAGAACCAUGCAUAAAUAAAUUAUUAUUAAGUCAUCCCGUGAAAUAUUCAUCAGGCUGUGAUUAGUCUGAUCGUCCCAAUCACUGGAUACCUUAGCAUGAGGUUUUCUCUUUGAUUUUCACUCUAGUCCUCGUUGCGAGGAAAGUGAUAUCGUGAAAUAAGUGAUAUGAUAAGAUUAUUUUUUUCCACUCAAGAAGGCCUAUUUGCAAGUUUAGCUUCGGAUGAAUUCUCAUAACAUAAUAUCUCAAGUUUGCAUUUUCUGGACUAUAGUUAUUUUGUUUUUAGUUAAAUAGAAUUUUAUUGUAGUUAUUAAAAGUUUUGUGAUGCUACCCUUCAGAUCGAAACGUGCGCGCCUACUUCAGUGUCACGUCAGUGAGUAGUUGUCAAGUGUAAUUGUUGUCAACGCGCAGUCUCGAUUUUCAAGAAAAGUAACGACUAGAAGUCGUGCUUGUCAAAUGUCGUAGCAUAUGCCAUGACUUACACCACCAUGGAAAAGGGCCUUUAACGUGUUGGUCCAACUUGCACAAUUUGUUAUGUGGUAUUAUACGCGCACUUUUUCUUGAGCCCCGGAAUAUCUACCCACAUUUCUUUGCCAAC
Gryllus bimaculatus (two-spotted cricket) is the source of this 5887-nucleotide messenger RNA. NCBI's taxonomy places the organism in Eukaryota, Metazoa, Arthropoda, Insecta, Orthoptera, Gryllidae. The record is from the annotation of a GenBank genome assembly.